GAUCAGAUCAUUGAAAAGUUAACAUCCGCGCCUGUCUUGGGUUAUGCAAAUCCGAGAUUACCUUAUGUUGUUCAUACUGACGCGAGCACAACAGGUCUGGGCGCAGCAUUAUAUCAAGAACAGGAUGGCCAGACCCGCGUCAUUGCGUAUGCGAGUCGGGGUCUCUCGCAGUGUGAAGCCCGCUAUCCAGCCCACAAGCUGGAAUUUUUAGCUUUAAAGUGGGCCAUUACCGAAAAAUUCCAUGACUAUUUAUAUGGCAACGUGUUCACAGUCAUUACUGAUAACAACCCUUUGCAGUAUGUUCUAACUAAAGCCAAACUAGAUGCUACUAGUUAUCGAUGGUUAGCAGCCUUGUCUACGUUUACUUUUGACAUCAAAUAUCGCGCCGGCAAGCAAAAUCAAGACGCCGAUGGCCUGUCAAGGAGGCCACAUGGUGAACUAAUCAGUGACAGUGCAUCUCAAGAAGAGAGUCAAAGAAUACAUGACUUUACCUCAUACCAUCUUGCACCUGUGAACGUUGUCCAAGCCACAUGUCAACUCCACACAAUUUUUCAAAAUGAUCCUGAACUGUCUCCAUGUUACAUUGAGUCACUUGCCGUGCAUCCAGAUGCUAUUCCCUCAGCAUUUUCUGAUGAUGAAAAUCUUAGUGGUCUUUCAACCAUCCCUAAGUACAAUGAGGCUGAGAUAGCUGAGUUGCAACGAGCUGAUCCGGUAAUCAGUGUAAUCAUAAAGUCAUGUGAGUCAGCAGAACCUGUCCCUGAUGGUAAUAACUGUCCUGAACUCCAGCUCAUGCUCAAAGAAAUGAGUCGAUUUGAAAUAAGAGACAGUCUGUUGUAUCGGAAGAGACAGUGUGACAACAAAACCAUCUACCAGCUUGUUUUACCCAAAACAUUGAGAACCCCCGUGCUCUACAGCUUACAUGAUGAAAUGGGCCAUUUAGGAGCCGAAAGAACUCUUGAGCUAACUAGAUCUCGGUUUUAUUGGCCAAAAAUGUCUUUCGAUGUUGAAUCUAAGAUUAAAAGCUGUCCAAGGUGCGUUAAAAGGAAGAGCCAACCCGACAAAGCCGCACCUUUAGUCAAUAUACAGGCAAGUCGGCCGAUGGAACUGGUCUGUAUGGACUUUUUGUCCAUUGAACCUGACAGUCAUAAUUACAAGGACAUUCUGGUCAUAACUGACCACUAUACAAAAUAUGCAACUGCUAUCCCAACUCGAGACCAAAAAGCCCUAACGGUAGCCAAAUGCCUUUGGGAACAGUUCUUUGUCCAUUACGGGUUCCCUGAACGUCUUCACAGCGACCAAGGCCGCGAUUUCGAAUCACAGGUCGUCAAAGAGUUGUGUGUUUUGGUUGGUACUAAGAAAGUGAGAACGAGCCCCUACCAUCCUCGGGGAAACCCCGUCGAGCGGUAUAACCGCACGUUGCUCAGCAUGUUGGGUACGCUCAAGGACAAAGAGAAAACUAGGUGGCGCGAGUACGUCCGACCCCUUACUCAUGCAUACAAUUGCACAAGGAGUGACGUCACCGGGUUUUCACCCUAUGAAUUAAUGUUCGGGCGCCAACCUAGACUGCCCAUAGACAUUGCGUUCGGGUUACCAGUUAAGAACAAUCCGGGCAUGUCUCACUCACAGUAUGUGAAAAACCUUAAAACAUACUUGAAAGAAAGUUAUCAGUUAGCAUCCGCUAAUGCAAAGAAAAUUGCUGACAAAAACAAACGCAGAUUUGACAUGCGAGUAAGGGAGUCAACACUUGACACAGGUGAUAGAGUUCUAGUGCGAAAUCUCCGUUUUCGUGGUAAACAUAAACUCGCCGAUCGGUGGGAGUCCACUAUUUAUGUUGUACAAAAGAAAGCUGGAGAUAUACCUGUGUAUGUAGUCUGUCCUGAGGGUCAGGAGGGACCCUUGCGCACACUCCACCGCGAUUUACUGCUCCCUUGCGGAUUUCUAUCUGAAGAGGAUGAGAAAAUGGCAAAGCCAAAGCAAGCCUCAAAACCCAAAACAAGACAAAUUCCCGUCUCUCCAGAGGAAGAUACCCUUGAUUUUGACAGUGAUGAUGACUACAUUCAGAGCUAUUACCCCACAACAAUCAGGACAACCACAAGGGUUAUUCAACCAAACAAUGUGAACUCUAACAUGCAUGAUACCCAGGAGAAUCUCUCCAAUGUUGAGGAAUCUGAAAACUUACCUAUGGACUUACCUUCCGAAAUCCUGGAUCAACCUGUGGAAAAACCAUGGACAAACCAAAAUGGAAACUUAGUGGAAGUGACACAAAAUGAACUGAAACCUGGAGAUGAACAAGAAAGUGGACUUACCGAAAUGGAACAUGACCUACUGGACAAUUACUCUCAUACCGAAACUCCUGAGAAAGUCGAACAGUCCAAAGAUAUUGAACAGAGACAAUCUCCUGAAAUGGACAAUGCAGAACAAGAUGUCAGUUCUUUUGAGCUAGCAGACUCAGAUGCUCCAAACAACCAGACUGCUGACCAAAUACGCAGAUCUGAACGGUUGAGAAAGCCAACUGUUAAGUUUACUUAUCCACAGCUUGGUAAACCUUUGAUUUCAUUCGCACAAACUAUAUUAGAUGGGUUUAACAAAGUUUUGGUCGAAACAUUUGAAGGUGCUCCUGUCCUUGCAAUAACAUGAAGGGACUCAUGUUAAUUAAGAGGGGGAGGGUGUAACCCACCUAAAAAACGGGUUAACCAGUUAAUUGUAUUUAAUUAUUAUUAUUAUUUACUCAUACUUUAUGUUAUGAGUAAUGGGGCUUUUAUUUUGAAAAUACUUUUUACUUUGUGGGAACCCGGAAGUAGCGAACUAAAAUAGUUCCGUUCGCAUAACACCGCCAAAAUCAGAUGGAGCUCUGAUAUGGUUUCUUCCACGAGUUAAGAAAAAGUGAAGAAAAGAAGUUCGAGAGCCAUCCAGAAAUCGUUUUUAUCUGUCCUGGCUUCUAUUGGAAAUCCUCUCUUGGUCAGGUUUUUUUUUAUGAGGGGAGCAGAAGAUCCAGAAGCUCCAGUCCUUGAAUCACAUCAAGUGAACCAUUGAUCCAUAGAUGGCGAGCCUUCCCAAUGAGCCGUGAACUUGUACCACAGGAUUCCGGAAGCUGUGGUAGGAUUGUGUCAGUUCACCGAACCGGCAUCAACAAGGUUUUCCUUUUUUUGAAGUAUUUACCCUAGACUUUGACUAUUCUUUUUUUUUUACUGACUUGAACUCUGGAAUUCCUAAGGACGACUUCCAAGGAACAUUUUCAAGAAGGACAUUUUAUUUUAUUCAAAAUUUAUUUUGGGCCCAUAGGUGUUGUGUACACAAUUGUUGUGAAGUGUUUGCUAUAUUUGUUAAACUAAAGUGUUACACAUAUCAAAACGUUAAACUGGUGUUGCUUGGUUAUUACUGUACUUCUCAGCUCCUACGAACCUAGGGUGUACAUCCUCAGAAGUGGGU
Molecule: messenger RNA, 3429 nt
Organism: Carassius auratus (goldfish)
Lineage: Eukaryota; Metazoa; Chordata; Actinopteri; Cypriniformes; Cyprinidae
Exons: 2
Coding region: 790-2637 (615 amino acids)
Biological process (GO): DNA integration
Molecular function (GO): nucleic acid binding
Source: RefSeq, a predicted model, not a curated record